UUCAUGACACUACUGUCCAGAGGUCUGUUUGUGAUUGGUGACAAGGACAUCCUGAGGCAGAUCCCCACCAAUGACCUGCCAGUAGCGUGCUCUGUGGAUGAGACACUGUGCCUGGUGCAGGCCUUCCAGCACACUGACAAGUUUGGAGAGGUGUGCCGAGCAGGAAGGAGACCAGGGAGAGACACCAUCGUUCCGGACAUCCAGAAGAGCAAGGAGUUUUUCUCCAAACAGAACUGAUCCAUCCACACCUCCGUAGAGGUGCUACGUCUAUACAGGGUACUAACUGAGCACUUACUGUUAGCUGGAUCGCUGACUGACUGAGUCUGCUGAUCGCAUUGAUUCUGUGUCAACUACACUGUCAGUGGGGAUGUGUUUUGUGAGAGUUCUUGAAAAUUAUAUAUCAUUUGUGUAUUAGGCUUGAUGUUGAUUCCAUCACAGGGCUUAUUUUACUGCUGUUCUCUAAUUCUUUUUAAUU
Messenger RNA from Oncorhynchus kisutch (coho salmon), 475 nucleotides. Its product is annotated as peroxiredoxin-like. Gene Ontology annotation, cellular component: cytosol. Gene Ontology annotation, molecular function: thioredoxin peroxidase activity. Lineage: Eukaryota; Metazoa; Chordata; Actinopteri; Salmoniformes; Salmonidae. The coding region runs from base 4 to 237 and encodes 77 amino acids. The record is from RefSeq and is a predicted model, not a curated record. Gene Ontology annotation, biological process: response to oxidative stress; cell redox homeostasis; cellular response to stress. The transcript is spliced from 2 exons.